Messenger RNA from Clonostachys rhizophaga, 1557 nucleotides. The record is from the annotation of a GenBank genome assembly. NCBI's taxonomy places the organism in Eukaryota, Fungi, Ascomycota, Sordariomycetes, Hypocreales, Bionectriaceae.
AUGGCUCGACUUCGGGCGCUUGUGGCAACACUCGUUUUAUUUCUUGCUUUUCCUCAUAAUGUCCGGGGGGAUAAUAAUGCUUCGGCUGAGCUCACGAAGCUGCCCUCUUGUGGUCUCGAUUGCUUCACAGCCACUGUUCCGAAUACAACGUGCAGCCCAGCAGACCUAAGUUGCGUCUGCACUGAUUCGACUUUCCAACCCUUAGCAUCCCAGUGUGUACAGAGCAGGUGUACGGUACGCGAGGCUUUUGAAAUCAAGAAAAUCGAAGACGAAGCCUGCGAUCGACCUACCCGAAGCCGGAAAGGGAUUCUAUUGAUACCCCUAGCAGCCGAGAUACCUGCUUGGGCAUGUCCUUGGGUCCAUCUUUACUCGAGGCUAACCACUAGCAACAGAUUGGAGGUUGAUGACUGGAUAACAAUAAUUGUUGGAGUAUGUGGUUAUUCGUUUGCAUUUACGCCCUCGAACCGAGUGAACCGCAAACUGACUAAUUGUUUAGGUUCUAUACAGCGCAUUCAUGGUGCUAGGACAAUACGGUAUGUGGAUUAUUCUGCCGAAUAUCUCUUGAUAUGCGGUACAGCUUUUGCUAACACUAUCGGUACCUUAGUUGGUCAAAGGUCUUUUGGUGUUGAUAUAUGGACUUUAGAUCCAGAUGCCUUAACCAUGUCAUUCAAGUUAUUCUACGUGAACGAGUCCCUCUACGUAGUAACUUUGUGCUUAUGCAAAGUUUCUAUACUCUUCUUAUACCUCCGGAUGUUUCCUAGUCAACAAUUUCGCUCAGCCGUAUAUGGUGCCUUACUAUUGACCAUUCUACCUACCUUUGUAAUAAUGUUUCUACAAAUAUUCCAGUGUAUUCCGAUUGCAUACAUCUGGGAGGGCUGGCAGAAGCCAGACUACGUCGGCUACUGUUUGAACCUCAACCACCUAGCCUUCAUCUCAGCUGGGUUCAGCAUCGUCCAAGAUUUAGUCAUCCUUAUCCUCCCUCUCCCUUCUUUAUUCCAGCUCACCAUUAACAUUCGGGACAAGAUUGGGUUGGUCUUCAUAUUCAGCCUCGGCCUCUUCGCCACGGCCAUCUCGUGUCUCCGAACGCUCUACAUCAUAAAGUUCGACCGCUCCAACACCAACCCCACUUGGGAGUAUGUCGAUCUCAUAGUUUGGACCGGCCUCGAGGUAGCUGUUGCGGUCAUUGUGGCGUGCCUACCAGCCAUUUGGGUUCUCCUGAAGCGUUACGUCCCGUGGCUUUCUGGCUCGGAUCGCAGUGGAUACAUAAAGACACCGAGCAGGACAGAUGUCGAUUCCGUAGGCACGAGGAGGCCAAUAACCAAGGGCGACAUACGACAUAUGGUUAUGCUCCAUGAUAACCAUGAUGGGGAAGAAGAUGGGGCAAGGGCUGAGUUGGCACCGCCGCCAUCAGCAGCACAUCCCGCUAAGAAGAUACGGAAGCUCCCCGACUUUGGGCUCUGGUAUUUUGGCUAUGAAUCGGCCAAAGAGCAUCGGUACGAACACAAUUGGGUCGGGUUUAUCGAGCCACUACGAAACCAAUCCUUUUUGAGGGCUUGA